Emericellopsis cladophorae is the source of this 555-nucleotide messenger RNA. RefSeq lists its product as uncharacterized. The record is from RefSeq and is a predicted model, not a curated record. The transcript is spliced from 2 exons. NCBI's taxonomy places the organism in Eukaryota, Fungi, Ascomycota, Sordariomycetes, Hypocreales, Bionectriaceae. The coding region runs from base 1 to 555 and encodes 184 amino acids. Gene Ontology annotation, biological process: chromosome segregation. Gene Ontology annotation, cellular component: Mis6-Sim4 complex; kinetochore.
AUGGCGAUCACUGAGACUGACGUCUUGACCAAUUACCUCCUCAACCCCGCGCCUCUGCCGUUGGUCGUCACAUUCGAGCGCUUCGCUGAGCACUUUCCCCCAGCGCAACGCGACGCACCCGCCGUGCGAGCGCUAUGGCAGGAUCUUGUCGCGCAGCGGGAACGCGUCUUGGCGGCGGUGCGAGAGAACAUUGAAGAGGAAGUGGUGCGAGGAAGGGCGAUGCGUCGCGAGGUGCUGCGGAAGAGGAGAGAAGAGGGCACCGACGAGGUUGAUGCCGAGAUUGAGAUGGAGCGAGCGCUAUUCGGAGAUCUGUCCGGCGCAAAGCGCGCGAAGCACACUCUCGACUCGAUCAUUCCUGAACUGGAGAGCGCAGCUCUUGCCUUGGAGGCUGAUGUUGCAAAGCUACAGGAUGAAGAGGUAAAGCUCCUCGAACUGGUCAAGUCCAACGUCGACAGCCUGAGCGACCUCCGCUAUGGCAAGUUCAGCAACGCAAAGAUUCGAGACGAGGUGCUUGAUGGAUUACGCACGCUGCAGGAGACAUGCAGUAACAAAUGA